UUGUGAGCCUGCCAGGUUUCUGGAAGCGAGAGAUUCAACCUCUGCAACAGGCUGUGGGCGGAAGGCGGAGCUCAGGGAAAGCCACUUCUCUGCAGAGGCCUGGCCUCGCUGGCUCCGCCACCCCUCCACCCGGGGGUUAGAAAUACGCGGCUGCGUCUGUAGCUGCUCGGACAGAGCCUACCUAGACUUGACUGACCGCCCAGACACAGCAGACCCAUCUACCCGCGCUAGGCUAGGCCAAUGGCUGACAGACUCUUGCAACGCAAGCCCUGGGGCGCGGCGAAGUCCGAGGACUUGUUUGACAAGCCUCCCCCGGAAAAGCCCUGCGUUCCCAGGUCGGGGUCGGCCGCUGGCAAAAAGGCACAGGGAGUCCGCGCGGGGCCGCCUCCGAGGGCCACGAGCACCCCGCCGGAAGAGGAGACGCCUCCCCUGGACGAGCGCUGCUAUCUCUACCAUUUUCCGCACCUCUCCAUCUUUAUCUACGCGGCCAUCGCCUUCUCUAUCACUUCCUGUAUCUUUACCUAUAUCCAUUUACAGCUUGCCUGAGUGGCCAGGGCGGGACGGGGUGUGUGCAGGGCCGACGGAGGAGGGAGGAUAAAAGGGCUCAGUAUGUGUUUUGAAGAUGCGCUGCAUCCCCUUCCUCUAACUUUCCAUGCUGUUUAUUUUCUUCUGUUGUUGCUUGCUUUGUCUAACUGUCCAUCCGUUACUGUAUCCGUCAGAAACGAAAUAACAGUGCUCUUUGCACCUGCAGGUGCAGGGACGAGGCCACAGAACUAACGUCUAGAAAACUGUGGUGUGAUUGAAUCUCGUUUAUAAUUAGGGUUAUGUCUCUGUACGCUUACUUUGCGAUGUGGGGACAUGCGCAGCUGAGAGCCCAGCAUUUCGUGUUUGGAGAGCGCAGAACAAGCCCAAUCUUCUGUUUCUUAAGGGACCCCCCCACCUUCCUGAAGGGGUCCUGCGGGGAGGGUUAGCACUCUGGAACCCUGUGACGCUGCACUGCCCCCAGAAGGAGCCAGCUGUGCUCGCAGCUGGCAAGCUCGGGCAGCAGUAAGGUCUGGUCAUGCUGUGGGUUCUUCUGAGGCUGGGCAAGGUGAGGCGUUUGAGUGCUGCGCUCCCCAGGUCUUUGAGUUUGACCCAGACUGUGCGCAUUUUCUUGCCUUAGCCUUUGUUGUCCUUACCAGAAGAGCCGUGCCUAGGACAUGUCCUGACCUCGUUGAACCUGCGGCUGCAGACCUCCAGGGACCGGGGCCCAGCUGGAACACUCCAAAGAAUGAGACUUCUUGUGGGAGGGUUGUACCUGGGGCCUGAGCCCUUCUGGAGCUUUGAGAAUCCAUAUGAAGAGGCCCAGGAAUGUCAGUAACAGAGUUUGUGCCGUGGGGGGUGUCAUCUCAGAUGUAAAAGGACUAACAGGAGCGCCCACCUGCCUUGUUUAUUCAUGAAUGUCAAAUGCGGCGCUUCAAUACUGCAUAUAUCUUAUGGAAAUGUCUGUAAUUGUGUUAGCCCUAAUGAAGGUACCUUAAGUACCUUUUAAUUCUCUUAUCAGUUACCCCUUAAUUUCCAGCUGUCUUACUUCCCUGUUGCUGGGACAAAUACCCAACACCCACAACUUACAGGAGAGAUUCUGGCUCAGUUACAACCCAUGGCCAGCUGGCUCCAAGACAGAAAGGCAUGGUGGAAGGGCCUGGGCAGAGGAAGAUAGCUCACAUCAUGGAGGCCAGAGAGCAGGGAGCAGGGAGAGGCCAGGGAGGUCAAUGUACCCUUUCAGCUCACCCACCAAUGACUCACCUCCCCCAACAGGCUCCAUCUCCUAAUAGCAAGUCAGCUAUAACCCCAUCACUUAAUUACCUUCCAAAAGCGCCACCUGUGAGCACAUGGGCCUUUGGGGUCAUUCGUGAUCUAAACCUUAACUCCCAACUGCACAAUGCACCUUUGUCAGACUUGCAGUCUGCUUCAAAUUUUACUCCAUAUUUUUACCCCUGUACUGGGAGGACUCACGGGCUUCAUACUGAGUUAUAUCCACAGCCUUUUUCGACAAGGCCUCCCUAAAUCGCCAAAUUGCCCAGGCUGAGCUCAAACUUGUGGUCCUCCUGCCUCAGUCUCCCCGAGUACUGAGAUUACAGGCGCAUGCCAUCAUACCCACUACCCCAUUAUCCUCCCAACAUCACCGUCCUUUCAAAACAGAUUUCACCCUUAUAGCUUGAGGCACAGUAUCUCCCUCUACUAGAGAACCCUUAAUGGCAUCUUUCACUGUAUUUCCUCAAAACAUACCAGCCUAAUUCAAUUGUCCGCUAACAGCAGAGCCGCCACCACUGUACUACUUACUUCUCUGUGGCAUUUAUGCACUUCUGGUUUAGCGCAGCUCAAAUAAGCUUUGGAAUUUGCUCCCUGGUUCAGCUAGCCCAGGCCUUUGUGUUUUCUAAUAGGGCCUUGUCGUUUCCAUUCUUACUUCCCAUAAUCCUGUAUUACCGAAUGCUUUGGUAUCUCAACCUUAUAUACUUUCAGUGCUAUGUGUAAGACACCAACUAUUCAUCAAUAUCAGCCUGUACUUCAGAGUUUACAAUAACUGCAAAUUAUGUCUCCAAGGCACCACAAAGGUUUCCACUUUUUAAUCUUGACCAUUGGAUCCUCUACUAAUCCUUAGUAUGGAUUCUCAUCGUAUCCCAGUGUCUGGUGUUCUUCAUUUGACCACCUUAUUUUCCAUUCAUAUAUCCUUUCUUAUCUCUCAUCUUACAAUCAUUUAAUCCCCCAAUAUCAUUGCCUAAUCUCUCCUGAUAGAAUCCUCCUCUUGGUUCCCAGAGCCAAAGUUCCUAUUCCUCACAUUACUGUACCGUAUCAUAGCCCUUCCUGUUCUCCCAAAUCUGGAUCUCCAUUUUCUACUCCUAAUUCAAAUACCUAUCUGGUUCUUUCAACUAUAUUAUUAAUAUACUGUUAAUGUACCAUUAAUAUAAUGUUGCUUCUACAAACUUAAAACUGGCUUUGCCAUUCUAAAUAUCCAGCUCUAUGCUGGAGAUGUCGUUUAUUGGUAGAACAAUUACCUACCAUAUGCAAGGCCCUGGGUUGGGUCCCCAGCACCACAAAAACAACUAAUAUUAAGACCCAUUUGACCCCCUUCGUUUCUCAAAUUCUCAUCGCUUCAGUGUUGUACUCUAUCCUUACAUUUUCCCCAUUUGCCAUCCUCAAACUUAAUCACUUUCUUUCCAUUCCCCACAUCCUCUCCCUAUUGGCCUACUACUUUGUUCUGUACCUGCUCACUUUCUUUGUAACUUCUGGUUGUACUGAGUUCUUUUGGUCUGUUUUUUUCUAAUACCAAAUUGCUACUACUCUCACACCAUUCUUUAGCAUCAUGUUUGGCCUGACCAAUUCUUAUCAUUUGUCCCAGAACAUGUGGUCACAUAUGCCUUCAUCAUUCACACAUUCCCUGGUGAUUGCUUCCCUAUACUGAGUUCUCAAUUGUCUUCUAACUGUUGAGCUUACAGUACGAGGUCUUCUCCAAAAUAUCAACCUUUUCCCUGUUUGCUCACUACUGAUGGAUAGCUUUUUAAGCAUCUGACCAUAAAAAUGAACAUGCCCACAUUUUGGGUCUUUAUGUCUUGUUGCUCUGUUCCAGGGUGCUGGAAGUAUAGCCCAGUGGUAUGGUAAAUGCUUAACAUGCACAAUGCUCUGUACCACCAUAACAAAACAAAAGUUAAAAAUUUAAGUCUUAUUGGCCUGGCUGAGACUAUAUGCCCACCUCUGGUCAAAAGGCAUUACGAGCUGGGCAUGGUGGCACAUGCCUGUAAUCCCAGCACUCAGGAGGCUGAAGCAGGAGGAUCGCUGCACAAAAGGCCAGUGAUGCUCUUGCCUCCCUUCUGAGUGCUGGAAUUACAGGCAUGCACUACCACACCUGGCUUCAAAACUAACUUUAGUAUGAAAAACAUUGAUAAAAAAAUCUAGUCAAGCCAGGCACAGUGGCAUAGCCCUAUAAUCCUAGUAUUCUGGGAGGCUGAGACAGAACUGCAAAAUCAAGCACUGUCUGGGUAACUAAGAGAAUUAGUUCAGACACUGUAGCUUCAGUGCAAAGUGUGUUCCAUUCCCAUUACAAAACAAAGAGAAAAAACCCUAAGAGUCAGUAAAUGUAAAUUUCA
Messenger RNA from Fukomys damarensis (Damara mole-rat), 4124 nucleotides. RefSeq lists its product as uncharacterized. The record is from RefSeq and is a predicted model, not a curated record. NCBI's taxonomy places the organism in Eukaryota, Metazoa, Chordata, Mammalia, Rodentia, Bathyergidae.